AUGCUAGCUUGACGCAAUGGAGCACCGUUCUGUUACAAAACUGAUUUCGUCUUUCAUUUGCUGACAGAUGUGCUGCUGACGUCCACCUCUUCAAUGGAAACUUGGUGACAGGUCAGUCUUUGAAAAAAAACCGUCAUGCAGUUGGAGGCACAACUGCGACUAUGCAGGAGCUGUAUUUUAUGCUACAAGAGUGGACUGCAAAUACUGUCCCGGAGCUACGCACAAAAAAAAGCUGCGAACUACUACGACCUGCUGGGAGUGAAAACAGAUGCUACUUCGGACGAAAUAAAGAAUGCAUUUUUUGACAAAUCUAAGAAGCUGCACCCGGACAGCGACCCGUCAAACCCGGCGCUGCAUGGCCAGUUUGUGGAGCUGAAUGAAGCCUACAGAAUACUGAGCAAAGAGCUGAGCAGGAAGGAGUACGACUUCAAGCUCCACCGCCCGUACAGUGGAGGUCAGGCGUUCAGAUCGACCUCCAACCACAGCAACUACGGACGUCCUCAUGCCCAGGAGAGCAGUCGUUACUGGGAGCAGUUUCGGCACUCUCAGAGCCCAAAGAUGACCGAGGAGGACAGGCAGCAUCAGAAGAGGAGGAACUUACAGGUGGCGAUGUACUGUGUCAUCGGUAUGAUGCUCGGCAUUGGAGUCCACGUGGUCUUAUUCAAGAAACUGAACGACAUCCACACUAACUUCAUGGACGAGAAAGAUAGAGCCAUCAUGAAAAUCUACAACGAAGCCAAAGAGAGAGCUCGGGUCAACGGUUUUGAGAAGCAGAUUGAAAUCUUGCGGCAAAACCACGAUGCGUUUCAGGAGAAACUCAAAACGAUGCAGAGUGGCAGACACAAGUAGGAGAGUGUCCAGCUGCCAGCAGGUGACACACGUGGAGGACGUGGGAUUAGUUUUACAACUAUUGGGGUUUUUUCUCCCCCUGACUUUCUGUGCCUGUGUUUGUCCUGACACAGCAGAUCGUGGUUGGGAUGUGUGAGUGGUUUUGUCUGGUCACACUGGUGUUGUGGUCAGAACACACUGAGCUGCAGAUCACCGGGCCUCUUCUCCUUUUGUACAAAGAAGCCGACGUUAGGACUGUGCUUUCAAUCUGCUGCAGUUCUGCUGAUGGUGGAGUUUUCUGAACAACCAUCAUGUUUCUGAAAGUAACUGAUCAGUUAAAAGCGUCCUAAAGGAUGCUUCAUCUUGUUUUAUGAGCCUCAGUCUGUUAAAGGAGGUGCACCUUAAAUAAGGUUCUGCAGGGUCAUUAUUUUGUUUGUUUUAAACAGAAACUAUGUAUGUUAUGACGUGCUAAGACACUUUAAAAUAUAUGUAGGGGUCACCCCGAGGAGGAAUAAACAUUUCCACCUGUCUUUGA
Austrofundulus limnaeus is the source of this 1363-nucleotide messenger RNA. It is a transcript of the gene dnajc4, whose product is annotated as DnaJ (Hsp40) homolog, subfamily C, member 4. NCBI's taxonomy places the organism in Eukaryota, Metazoa, Chordata, Actinopteri, Cyprinodontiformes, Rivulidae. The transcript is spliced from 8 exons. The record is from RefSeq and is a predicted model, not a curated record. Bases 136 to 849 code for a protein of 237 amino acids.